UAGGGCCAGUUUUGGCGAAACUCACGACUUUCAGUCUCCUGGGUAUAUAAAUCCCGCCCCCUUAUUUAAAAUGAACCCUUCUUUUCUUAAAAAUAGAGAAAGUUAGGGUUUAUAUGAUGAUGAUGUUGCAGACAGCCAGAAGGAGGACCUAUAAGAUAUGGAAUUCUCGUUAUUUGUCUUCUAGAAUACAAUAUCUUCAUCUUCCACAAGACGAAGGAGAUUGGUCUUAUUCUUCUGAAUGGUGGGGAACUGAUUCUUCUUCUCCUGAUGGUGGUCAUACUGUUCUUCGUUCUAAUUCAGACAAAGGAAAUGGUGUUGUCUCCGUCGUUGCAUAUCCUUCUUCCAGACCGGAUGCAGUUGAAUGGACCGGAGUGGAGAAAUGGCUCCAGCAAAGAUUUCAAGAGAUACAACCACAAGAUGAAGACGAUGCAGACUUUAAGGUACUUGGUUACCAGUGGCGCGUCCUUCGCUUUAACGACAUCACUCGCCAAAGUGCCGUUAAGAUAAUGGCUGCAUGCAAGAAGUCGGAUCCUGGAUCAGUGUUUUUUAUGCAGCAACCGCAUAUCUUGGCUGUUCCAUAUAUGAAGAGCAUGGCCACUGUUGGUUUGACCACCGUUGCUUCAUGUAAUUUUGAUCUCAUGGGAGCGGUUUCUGGACGAAAACCUAUGCAUGUUUUAUGUAUUGGUCAUGGUGGUGGAACCUUACCUUUAUUUUUAGCAAGUAAAAUUCCAGGUGCAAUUGUACACAGUGUCGAGAUAGAUCCCCUGGUUGUUUCGGCUUCCAUUCAGGCAAUGGGUUUCCCUGCUUUUUCAAUGAUGAGACCAUCAGGUGAGCGUGUACUCCCCCGUCCCGAAGUAAUUGACGAAGUCCUAUGGAAAGGAACCCAUGAAAGGCUCUCUCUGUACGAAUGUGAUGCAGAGAAUUUCAUCCAAAACAGCACCACUCUCUACGAUCUUGUGUUCAUUGAUGCUUACGAUGGCGAUGACAUAUUUCCUCGUAAAUUUUGGGAUCCCAAUGGUCCAUUUUUAGAAGCUCUUAAAAAUCGCCUUCAUCCUCAGCAUGGUACUGUUGUGGUGAACCUUCACUCUGAUGCUGAUUUCUUUGACCAGGAAAGGAAUGGCAGUCCGUCUUCUGGUGUUGGCAAAUACGUUUCAAAAGUCUGCCGAGCGUACAAGGAUGUUUUGGGUUGGAAUGGAAGUAGUUUUCAUGUAAACGAUUCAGGUUUGGGUUUUAUUGUCUCCGUUCCUUGGCUUUGCAAUACUUCUCUCGUGGUAUGCAGAGGAAGAGGUCUUGGGUUGGAUAAUGAUGUGAAACGAAGCAGGGAUUCAGUUUUAGAAAGACUUCUAUCCAAAUCCUGUGAAGUCGAAAGCAUUCUUAGCUUGCCAUAUUGUUGCUUGGAAUACAUUAAAAGAGGAUUCAUCUUAGUCUAUUAGUUUGUUAGAUACCAUGGGAUGCUCAUUUCGUAGGUAUUCACUACAAGUUGUGAAGAUGAAGUUAAUAGCUCUUUAACCAUGAUCCUGAUCUUUUUCUGACAGAUUUUGAUUUAAUUGAUAAUUGCAUAGUCUCUAAAAUCUGAUUUGGCUCCUUUUAGCUCGGCUGUUACAAUGGAGUUUCAAGGUCUGGUACUCGUAGUGAAGCAAGGUAGGUUUAGAGAGAUCUGCUGCACGGUUUUUUGUUGACAAAUCUAGCCAGCUUGAUUUGAGUUUGUUCUUCUUUGCUGCUGGUACAAUUUUAAGCUUUUGAGAUUCUGCAUUUAUUAAUUUUAAACUUGUAUGGAGGGAGGCAGCCACUGGUAUCAUGUAGGGACUACAAAGAUACUGAUGGAAAGGAUGCAUAUCAUAUCGUUUUUUUUAUACAGAGUUUCUUUUUCUCUC
Papaver somniferum (opium poppy) is the source of this 1874-nucleotide messenger RNA. RefSeq lists its product as uncharacterized. Lineage: Eukaryota; Viridiplantae; Streptophyta; Magnoliopsida; Ranunculales; Papaveraceae. The coding region runs from base 114 to 1433 and encodes 439 amino acids. The record is from RefSeq and is a predicted model, not a curated record. The transcript has 4 exons.